Molecule: messenger RNA, 2184 nt
Organism: Lottia gigantea (owl limpet)
Lineage: Eukaryota; Metazoa; Mollusca; Gastropoda; Lottiidae
Exons: 6
Coding region: 1-2184 (727 amino acids)
Source: RefSeq, a predicted model, not a curated record
AUGUCCAAGUUAUCAAAAAUAUCCAUGACCAAGUGCACUGUAGUGGAAUCCGAAACUCUGACAUUUACUGGCAAGUCGCCGUAUCAUUUUCGUGGAAGAUGGGGAAGGCUGAGAAGCAGUAACAUAUUUAGAACACAUUGUAUAUUUACUCUAGUAGCAGAUAACAUAUUUAGAACACAUUGUAUAUUUACGCUAGAAGCAGAUAACAUAUUUAGAACACAUUGUACAUUUACCCUAGUAGCAGAUAGCAUAUUUAGAACACAUUGUACAUUUACUCUAGUAGCAGAUAACAUAUUUAGAACACAUUGUAUAUUUAAUCUAGAAGCAGAUAGCAUAUUUAGAACACAUUGUAUAUUUACGCUAGAAGCAGAUAACAUAUUUAGGCCACCGUGUAUAAUUACCCGAGUAGCAGAUAACAUAUUUAGAACACAUGGUAUAUUUACGCUAGAAGCAGAUAGCAUAUUUAGAACACACUGUAUAUUUACGCUAGAAGCAGAUAACAUAUUUAGAACACAUUGUAUAUUUACGCUAGAAGUAGAUAACAUAUUUAGAACACACUGUAUAUUUACGCUAGAAGCAGAUAACAUAUUUAGAACACAUUGUAUAUUUACGCUAGUAGAAGAUAACAUAUUCAAAACACAUUGUAUAUUUACUUUAGAAGCAGAUAACAUAUUUAGAACACAUUGUAUAUUUACGCUAGUAGCAGAUAACAUAUUUAGAACACAUUAUAUAUUUACUCUAGAAGCAGAUAACAUAUUUAGAACAAAUUGUAUAUUUACGCCAGUAGCAGAUAACAUAUUUAGAACACAUAGUAUAUUUACGCUAGUAGCCGAUAACAUAUUUAGGUCACCUUUUAUAUUUACUCUAGUAGCAGAUAACAUAUUUUGGUCACCUUGUAUAUUUACUCUAGUAGCAGAUAACAUAUUUUGGUCACCUUGUAUAUUUACUCUAGUAGCAGAUAACAUAUUUAGGUCAACUUGUAUAUUUACUCUAACAUAUUUAGAAGCAGAUAGCAUAUUUAGGCCACCGUGUAUAAUUACCCUAGUAGCAGAUAGCAUAUUUAGAACACAUUGUAUAUUUACUCUAGUAGCAGAUAAUAUAUUUAGAGCACAUUGUAUAUUUACGCUAGAAGCAGAUAGCAUAUUUAGAACACACUGUAUAUUUACGCUAGAAGCAGAUAACAUAUUUAGAACACAUUGUAUAUUUACGCUAGAAGUAGAUAACAUAUUUAGAACACACUGUAUAUUUACGCUAGAAGCAGAUAACAUAUUUAGAACACAUUGUAUAUUUACGCUAGUAGAAGAUAACAUAUUCAAAACACAUUGUAUAUUUACUUUAGAAGCAGAUAACAUAUUUAGAACACAUUGUAUAUUUACGCUAGUAGCAGAUAACAUAUUUAGAACACAUUGUAUAUUUACUUUAGAAGCAGAUAAUAUAUUUAAAACACAUUGUAUAUUUACUCUAGUAGCAGAUAACAUAUUUAGAACACAUUAUAUAUUUACUCUAGAAGCAGAUAACAUAUUUAGAACAAAUUGUAUAUUUACGCCAGUAGCAGAUAACAUAUUUAGAACACAUAGUAUAUUUACGCUAGUAGCCGAUAACAUAUUUAGGUCACCUUUUAUAUUUACUCUAGUAGCAGAUAACAUAUUUUGGUCACCUUGUAUAUUUACUCUAGUAGCAGAUAACAUAUUUUGGUCACCUUGUAUAUUUACUCUAGUAGCAGAUAACAUAUUUAGGUCACCUUGUAUAUUUACUCUAGUAGCAGAUAACAUAUUUAGAACACAUUGUAUAUUUACUCUAGCAGCAGAUAACAUAUUUAGGUCACCUUGUAUAUUUACUCUAGUACCAGAUAACAUAUUUAGAACACAUUGUAUAUUUACUCUAGUAGCAGAUAACAUAUUUAGAACACAUUGUAUAUUUACGCUAGAAGCAGAUAACAUAUUUAGAACACACUAUAUAUUUACGCUAGAAGCAGAUAACAUAUUUAGAACACAUUGUAUAUUUACGCUAGAAGCAGAUAACAUAUUUAAAACACAUUGUAUAUUUACUUUAGAAGCAGAUAACAUAUUUAGAACACAUUGUAUAUUUACGCUAGUAGCAGAUAAUAUAUUUAAAACACAUUGUAUAUUUACUCUUGUAGCAGAUAACAUAUUUAGAACACAUUGUAUAUUUACUCUAGCAUGA